Messenger RNA from Racocetra fulgida, 258 nucleotides. The record is from the annotation of a GenBank genome assembly. Lineage: Eukaryota; Fungi; Glomeromycota; Glomeromycetes; Diversisporales; Gigasporaceae.
UCAAAAUUUCAACAAUCCUCAUCAAAAAAAAAAAUGUCUAACGAAAAUUUGUUUAGAGCCAGUUUAAAAAGUACAAACAAUGAGUUUAUCAAAUUCUACGAUUAUUCAAAAUUCAGAAAUAUUCGAUUGAUCGGUUCAGGAACCUUUGGAAAAGUAUAUCAUGCAAUUACAGAAAGUUCAGGCUUAGAUGUUGCUUUAAAAUCAUUUGACAAUAAUAACGCGACCAUUGUUCAAGAAAUUAUAGAUGAAGUAACUUGA